UCGUAUAAUUGAGGGGGGAGGGGCAAAAUGAAAUUUCGCCAUAAAAAGAGCCCAUCCAACGAAAGAGCAGCAAGCCACCACGUCAUCAAGUGACGCAAGGCACAUGACGUCACUGCCUCAUCUUUAUCCCACCACACCUUUUUUCUCCCUCUGAAUCUUCCUUCAACUUUCCUUCAUUCCUCCCUGAUAUAAAAGGAUAUCAGCCCUCAAACCCUUCACCUCCUCAGAUCUCGCGCACUCACACGCACUACAGCGUGUGAUUUGUUUGCAUCAGAUGAAAACGGGUAGUAGUUUACAUGCAAAGAGGAAACGGGUCAUAGUGGAGCUGGUUAAAGGCAAGGAAACGGCGACCCGGCUCCGAACCCUGCUCCGUAUACCCGAUCAGGAUCAUGGAUCGUCCUCCGUCACACCUGGGCACCUUGCCUUUCAAAUCUUGAGAUCUUUCAAUAAGACCCUCUCCGUGCUGACUUCUUCCUGCGCCGCUACGUCACCCCGCCGCGUUGACUGCCGCGGAUCCGCCUGCUCCGGGGAGAGCAAACAGAAGCCGGGGUUAAAAAGUCGGCGGGGUUGUUACAAGAGACGACGGAGCUGUGAAUCAUGGACGAAAAUAUGUUCAGUGGUGGAAGAUGGGUAUGCAUGGAGGAAAUACGGACAGAAGGACAUCUUGGAUUCUCAAUAUCCUAGGUGCUACUUUAGGUGCACCCACAAGUACGAAGGUUGCAAAGCUACAAAACAGGUCCAAAGAAUCAAAGAGGAACCCAUUUUGUACCAAAUCACAUACUUCAACCACCAUACAUGCACCGAGACAGCAAGGGCUCUGCCUCUCAUUCCGGAUCCGGAUCCUGUAAACCCAAACCUACUCAGUUUCCAAACGGGUAACCCAUCAAAACAAGAAGAGUGUCAUUCCACAAACUCUGAAAUCAAGAAAGAAGAAUGUUCAAAACAGAAUGAGGGUGAGGGUGUGUGUGAUGAUGCAAUAUCAUACUUACUGGAUCCAUGGCAGGAGAUGAUCGGGUCGGAUCCGUUCGGGUAUAAGCCCAUUUGGGGCCCAACUAUGAGCUUCCAUCAGGAAGAUGGAGGGUCCGGGUUGUACUCAUGCGGGUCUACUAGUUUGCAUGAGCUUCAUAUGGAGGUUAACCAGUUUGGCUAUAUAGACAAUUAUUUCUACUUUUAAUGUAUAAGCUUAUGACAAAUAUUGUAAGAUUAAAUUAUGGUUUUCUAUAAUGAGCUGUAAUAAGAAUCA
Molecule: messenger RNA, 1243 nt
Organism: Sesamum indicum (sesame)
Lineage: Eukaryota; Viridiplantae; Streptophyta; Magnoliopsida; Lamiales; Pedaliaceae
Product: WRKY DNA-binding transcription factor 70
Biological process (GO): regulation of DNA-templated transcription
Molecular function (GO): sequence-specific DNA binding; DNA-binding transcription factor activity
Source: RefSeq, a predicted model, not a curated record